Molecule: messenger RNA, 1545 nt
Organism: Plasmodium relictum
Lineage: Eukaryota; Apicomplexa; Aconoidasida; Haemosporida; Plasmodiidae
Product: GPI mannosyltransferase 2, putative
Exons: 2
Coding region: 1-1545 (514 amino acids)
Biological process (GO): GPI anchor biosynthetic process
Cellular component (GO): endoplasmic reticulum membrane; mannosyltransferase complex
Molecular function (GO): GPI mannosyltransferase activity; alpha-1,6-mannosyltransferase activity
Source: RefSeq, a predicted model, not a curated record
AUGCAUAAGCAUAUGAUAAAAAAACGAAAACUUAAAUUUUUGUCACGUUAUAAAGAUAAUACAAAUAUCCAUGUAUUAUUAAUAAUAAUAAUAGCAGUAUUGAUUAGAAUCUUUUGUAUAAUAUAUACAAUUAUAUGGAGUAAAUUAAUAAGUAAUUAUAAGUUAAGUAAUAAUUUAUUAUGUGAAAAUGGAAUAUUAUGGGAAUAUAUAAAAUGUUUUUCAUAUUGGGAUGGAGAAUAUUUCUUAAGAUUAUCAUUAAAUAAAACUGAGUAUUCUUAUGAACAAAAUCAUGCAUUUUUCCCUUCAUUACCAUUAAUUAUAAUAUUUACAAAAAAGUUAUUAAAGAAAUUUAUACUAAAUAUUGAUAAUUGUGCAAUAAAUGUUUUAAUAGCAGUAAUAAUAAAUAAUGUAUUUUUUGUUAUAGCAACCAUUGGAAUAUAUGUAUUCUCAUUAAUUCACUAUGAGAAUAAAAAAAAUUAUGAAAAUAAAUGUGAUUUGGUGACAAAUGAACGAGAUUGUUUUUAUCUACGUAAUAUUAAAGAUGAAAAAGAGAGUUAUAGUUUCAGCUUUUUUUUAUCGAUUUUAUAUUCAUUUACAAUUGGAAAUAUUCAUGUUAGUUCAUUUUAUAAUGAAAGUAUUUUUAGCUGUUUCUCUAUAUGGGGAUUUAAUUUUUUAAAAUUAUCAUCAAGUACUCAUAAAAUGAGUUCCAUUUUUGAAAUAUUGUCUGUAUUAGCUUUUUUUAUAGCUUCUUUUUUUAGAUCAAAUGGGAUUUUAUUUUUGAUACCUCUUUUUUUCUUUAACAUCAAUUCAUGUAAAUUUUGUCAAUUUUACAUACGCAGUAAAAUUAAGAAAAAUAAAAAUACAAUUUUUUCUUAUUUUUCUUCUAAAAGUUGUAUUUUUUAUUUUAUAGUCCACUGGCUAAAAGCUUUAAUUGAAGCAAUUAUUGUAGUUUUUCCUUUUUUAAUUUUUCAAAUUUAUUCUUAUCAUUUAUAUUGUGCUCAACACAGUGAUUUAUGGAAAGAACAAAAUAAAACUUUUUAUUUGUUUUUAAUUAAUUUCAUAAAAAAUCCAUUAAAUUAUAUGAAUAUAUGGAAUAAUAAAAGUCUGCUAAUAAAUAGACAAUGGUGUAACCAAAAUUUUCCUUUUAUUUAUAAUUACAUACAAUAUAAGUAUUGGGGCGUCAGGUUUUUAAAGUUUUUAAAGGAACCAAAUGUUAAUAUACUAUACUCUGCACCUAUAUAUUAUAUAUCUUUUCAUUGUGUAUAUAAUUUUUUUAAAUAUAAUAAUUUUAGCGUACACAGAUUAUCCAUACUGUUAAAUCAUUUUAUUGGUUGUAUAGUACAUUUAUGUAUAUUGUCUCUUUAUAUAUUAUUAUUUGCACAUAACGAGAUAAUAUUAAGGUUGAUUAUAAGUUCUCCAAUAUUUUUUUUACACUAUGCUUAUUUAUUAAAAUAUUAUGAAAAUUGGAAUUAUCUUUUAUUUAUAAAUUUAUUUUAUUUUUUUGUUGGGCCUCCUUUAUUUGGUACUUAUAUAGCUUGGACUUAA